This is a messenger RNA of Bemisia tabaci, 972 nucleotides long. The record is from RefSeq and is a predicted model, not a curated record. NCBI's taxonomy places the organism in Eukaryota, Metazoa, Arthropoda, Insecta, Hemiptera, Aleyrodidae.
AUGCAAUCGAAGCGAACAUGGAGCCGACUGUCUCUGGCGCUGUGGCUAUCGCUUCUCUCGGGGGCGCUGGGAGCGAGCCUGAAGACACCCCUGGCGCCCUCCCGGAUUCCGAGAUCCUCGAUGCGACGCAUCAAGGGCUACGCGGACGUGCUCUUCCCGCGCCCUGCAAACUGCGUCCUCUUCGCCCACGAGCCCGGGGUGGCCGACCACCUCGUGGCCAAAGUCGCGCAGGGCCUCGGGCGCCCCGUCAUGGCCAAGAACGCCCUGGACACCCUCCUCAUGCAGCGCUACUGCGAGGGACUCGUCAUCCUCGCCGAGACCACCUCCGCCUUGGCCGUCUUCAUGCAGAGAGCCGUAGCGGCCAACUGGUCCUUCCGGGUCUUGGCACUCAUGGUCGCCGACGGCGAACCCAAGGACACUCGAGCCUUUACACUGCUACGCAGGAAUAAAUUUUUGAAUUUCAAUCAGAGAGAAAUGAACGUGAGUGCUUUCAGCUGUCCUCUUUUUGUUGUUUUCAAACGCCACGAUGACGACGGUCAACCUAAUUCAGUUCGGGACAUCGACGGGAUCGAGUACCGGAUAUUCCUGGAGUUCGCGCGGAUCCUGAACUUCCGGUGGACGAUGACGGUGCCGCGUGGACGGGACAAGUGGGGGAUGCCGCGGUGGAAGGACGAGCCGCCGCGCGGGAUGGUCCAGAUGCUCAUCGAGCGGAAGAUCGAGCUGGCCAUCUGCUCGUGGUGGCUCGAGGUGGCCAAGAAGAAGUACAUCGACCUGAGCACCUACUGGCACUCCUGCUGCAUGACCUUCCUCCUCCCCAAGCCGGAGCCGUACAGCAUCCAGUGGAGCGCCUUCCUCCGACCCUUCAGCAUCGACCUCUGGCUCGCCCUCAUCCUCACCACCUGCUUCAUCGCCGCCGUCUACUGGAUGAACUUCGACUUCCGCACCCGCAGUAUCCAACCAGGUCCAAACUAG